AGUCAGUCGGGAAAUGUCGCUCCGCCAUGGCGCUGGGUCUCGGAACGACUGUCCCUCCGCACGCCUUGCCGUCGCCCAUGUUCGCUCUGCCGACGCUCAAUUUCACCGUUUCCCAAGUGGCCGCCGUCUGCGAAACCUUGGAGGAGAGCGGGGACAUAGAACGUCUGGCGAGGUUCCUCUGGUCUCUGCCCGUCGCCCACCCGAACAUCAACGAGCUGAACAAAAACGAGGCCGUCCUCCGAGCUAGGGCUAUCGUCUCCUUCCACAGUGGCAACUUCAGGGAAAUGUACACCAUCCUGGAACACCACAAGUUCACCAAGGACUCCCACGGGAAACUGCAGGCCAUGUGGCUCGAGGCACACUACCAGGAGGCCGAGAAGCUCCGAGGCCGACCGCUCGGACCCGUCGACAAAUACAGGGUCAGGAAGAAAUUCCCACUUCCGCGGACCAUCUGGGACGGCGAGCAGAAGACGCAUUGUUUCAAAGAGCGGACGAGGAGCCUCCUUCGGGAGUGGUACCUCCAGGACCCGUACCCAAACCCUACGAAGAAGCGCGAGUUGGCUCAGGCGACCGGCCUCACACCGACCCAGGUCGGCAACUGGUUCAAAAACAGGAGGCAGCGCGACAGGGCAGCAGCAGCCAAAAACAGAUGGAAUGCGAGAAACUACCCAGAAAUAAAUAAAUCACAACGGAUGCAACAGCAGCAGUUAGCGGCGCAAUUGGCAGCAUCUCACGGCGGCCCACUACCACCACGGCCACCAAGCACCAUGUCCACCAGCUCGGAUUCAAGCAUAAGUCUGGGCGCACCUUCGCCUCCCCUUCAGCAGACGUUGCUCCACAGGCCGUUCAGCCCUCACCACACAUCAGUUUCGUGACACCAAGACAGACAGAAGGACUUUAUCAGUGCAAUCACGGUGCCCUUCAACGGACACGUAGCCUAAUUUAUUCCUCUUGUACAUAGUUAAUUUAUACAUACGUAAACUAUGAUAUCCGUAAGGUUUGUGAUACCCUAAGGCCUACUGAAAGGAGCUCUGGUCCCUCAACAUUCCUCCUAUUCGCAGGUGCUGGUCCUCUGCACCUGUCACGAAGGUGUCGCCCCGUCAAAUCCCACUAAAGAUUUUUCAUUCUGGUUUUUUGUGAUGGGUGCGCAACAAAAAUCGGCUUUCACAUUACCUUCAAUACCAAAAAAUUGAUUUCUUAUAUUAAUAAAUAACUGGUUUCGUCAAUUAGAAUAUCGGAAUUAAAAUUACUUUCUAAUGAGUAGUAUCGCCUGUAUAAACACAGUUUAGAAAAUCUUUUACCUUUUAAAAUAUUCUUCUGUCCUUCAUAUAUCAGUGUUUAUUCUUGUAGUUCGUGUUUGCAUACUUUUUGACGUCAAUAGAAUCAUAUUCACCAAUGCUUUAAAUACGUAGUUUUUUUUCUAUUUGUCCUAACAACUUGUCGUAAAAGUUGGUCAAUUUUGAAGGGUUUGACCUUCAUGGUAUCAUUCUAUUAUUCUUUGUGCUGGCUGUGAUUCAAACAAACGUCACAAAACGGGUUUAGAUCUACUUUUCAAAAAUUCUCUCUAUUAAAUUUCUUUCUUGGGAGCUCUAGUCCAUACGUAAUCACUCCCUAUUGUAUCAUAAAAUCAUAGG
Molecule: messenger RNA, 1634 nt
Organism: Cimex lectularius (bed bug)
Lineage: Eukaryota; Metazoa; Arthropoda; Insecta; Hemiptera; Cimicidae
Product: homeobox protein SIX6-like
Exons: 3
Coding region: 27-875 (282 amino acids)
Biological process (GO): regulation of transcription by RNA polymerase II
Cellular component (GO): nucleus; transcription regulator complex
Molecular function (GO): DNA-binding transcription factor activity, RNA polymerase II-specific; RNA polymerase II cis-regulatory region sequence-specific DNA binding
Source: RefSeq, a predicted model, not a curated record